GUAAAAUAUAAUUACAUAUUUAAUUGAAGGUUAUAUUUAUGUUUAUUUUAAUUUCACUGAUCAUACUAAAAUCUUCUCGCAUGAUUGUCUUCAAUUCUAAAAAUUGUAUUUUUUAUAUGAACUACAUUUGCUUUUCGUAUAUUAAAAAUUAAUAUAUUUGCGAGAUAUAAGUAGUACAUUGAUGAAAUUGUAACAGUCGUUUUGUGAUAUCUAGCUUAUUAUAACUUAGAUUCUCUUCAUAAAUUAUUUGUUAGGAUAUUUAUUUAAAAAAAAGACAGUUAGAGAAGAUGGAAGAGGAACGAGGAAAUGUAGAAGUUUCAUCAAAGGUUAAAGAGCCAUUACUCAAUGUACCAAAUCCAAGAGCUCUUCAACAAACUGUUCCUUCUCUACCUGGUCAAUCAAAGUAUAUACAGCUGCUUAAUGUCAUAGAAGAACUUGGUCACGAGGUUAGACCUACCUAUGCUGGCAGUCGUACUUCUAUAGAAAAAAUUAAGCGUGGUAUUGUACAUGCACGUAUCUUAGUUAGGGAAUGUUUAGUUGAAACUGAAAAAAGCGCUCGUCAAUAGGGCAAAAAUUUAAAAUAAUUUUUACACAUAAUAAUCUGUAACUGACCAAGUACUCAAGAAGUAUAGCGUAAAAUAUCUUAUAUAUUUUUUGCCAAAGAUGAUACUGCAUAUGCAUCUUAAAAGAUGAAAGAAUCAGAUAACAAUUUAUCUACCUCAAACUUCAAUUUUUAAUUGAACAAAAAGAUCAUUAGUGUGAAUAAUAGUCAUUAAUUAAACAUAGGAAGUAAUUUUAAUUAUUUUUUAAAAACUCGUUUAAAAAAUUAUGCAUCAUUAUAUAUUUAUUUUAUAAAGUAACAAAUUAUUUAUUCCUUUUUAUGUUAUCAAAGAAAGUACAAUGGAAGUAGCCAUUAGAUGCUAUAGUUUAUUAGUUAUAAGGUAAUUAAUUUUAUGCGAAUAAUGAAUACAUAACAUAUUCCAUAGCCGAAAUUAUUCUUUUAUAUAUAGCCUCUGAUAAUAAUGACUGAUUAUUGAAAUGUAUCUGAUAAUGCAUUUUAUAUUAAGAAUGAAGAAUGUAUGUAUCAAUUUUACAUAAUAAUUUUAAAGCAAAAGUUUUAAUUACGUUAUUGAUAGUACAAAUAUAUUACUCAAAUGCAAUGAAGGUAAAUAGAAACUGAUGAAAUCAAGUUACAAAGAACCAAUAUAGUAUUAAAUCUUAACAGUAUAUAUUUAGAAUAAGAUUUGUAUGAGUAUAUUGUGACGUACUUAAAUAACUAUGUGUUAUGAAAAUAUUUAAAGUGAGAAGAUGAAAAGUUCCUAUAACAUGUAAAUGAUCUUUGCUCAGAAAUGUAUGAAUUUACUAUGUAUAAGAAAUGAUGAUCAUGUCUUGUUCCUAAAAAUUAAUUAUGAUAUGAUCUCAAUAAUAACAACACACUCAGACCAAAAAGUACAAGUUAUAUGUAUGUCAAGUUUUCAAUGCAAAUAAAUAGAUCAAAUAGGGUUUUUAUAAAUAUUUAUCACAAUUUUUAAACGUUUAUUAAUAAUAUUUAACAGAAACCAACUUCAUAUCAAAUGUUUUCAAACAAAUUUUUAUCUUUAAUAAGAGUAAUAAGAAUAGUAAACAUAAUUGGAAAUAGCAAUACAACAUUACAUACAAAUGUAAUUGCGUGCAACCUUAAAAAUUUUGAAUUUGUAAUAAUUUAAAUACUGUAUGACGUAUUUAUAUAUAGUUUUCAUUAAUUGUAAUAUUUAUACAAAUAAAGAUUUUUGCGUGUGAAUUCCAUAA
Molecule: messenger RNA, 1788 nt
Organism: Bombus pyrosoma
Lineage: Eukaryota; Metazoa; Arthropoda; Insecta; Hymenoptera; Apidae
Product: cyclin-dependent kinase 2-associated protein 1-like
Exons: 1
Coding region: 288-566 (92 amino acids)
Cellular component (GO): cytoplasm; nucleus
Source: RefSeq, a predicted model, not a curated record